Molecule: messenger RNA, 1028 nt
Organism: Pocillopora meandrina
Lineage: Eukaryota; Metazoa; Cnidaria; Anthozoa; Scleractinia; Pocilloporidae
Source: the annotation of a GenBank genome assembly
AUGGCAAUUAAGAAGAUAUUGUGCUUCAUCUUGGUUGUGCUUGCCUUGACAUGUCCGGAUGAGAUCACUGGAGGUAUUUAUCAAUGCAGUUUAAAUUACAUUUCCUUGUUUGAAAACUAACAAUCUCUUCUCAUUCAGAACUUUUAUUUCCCAGACGCAAAUUUCCAACGAUUUGUUCCACUGUAUCCUUGGAAUCAAAUUUAUUCAGAUCACUUGUGCUUUUGAAUCAAAUGUAAAUUUAGUAAAAGCGUGAAAUGAAUUUAAGUCAUGAACUGCUUUGAAAGAGAACUAUCCUUAGAGAUUCCAUUUGGUCUUUGGUGAAGUCUUUUUUGCCAACCAACUAGUCGAAGAAAAAAUAAACGAAAUUGUCUGCUAUUCGAUUUUUUAAAAAGGCCAAAAUAGUAGAAUCACUUCUUUCUUUAAAUGGAAAAAACUGAAAAAACAUAUUAACAAAGGCACAUACUUAAGAUUUCACUCAUGUAGAUGACCAAGACAAAAGAUUUAUCUAUUAAUCCUUAAUACUUAUUUAUUAUUUAGUACUCUCUAGCUUUGAUUGUUCCUCCUCAGAUAAUUCUAUAAAAGCAAAUGGAUCUCCCGUGUGUUUUGGUGCGAGAGAUACACAACUGGGAAAGUUUACAGUUCCCUUGCAUGGCAAAAUGGGAGGCGUGAGGCUGGUCCACCUGUACGGCUACGUGUCUUGUCACACGGCAGACCCCAAAAAUUGGUCACCUUGGGGCUGUGGUCAUGGAGCGCAUCAGGAGAUCAACGCUGUCAUAACCAAUGACAAAAAUCAACAACUUUUGCCCCCUUCGGAGUUCCUGAGCGCCCACCACCCAGCAGGAAAAUGGCACAAAAUUCCAGGUUACAACUCCAUGAGCCCUGUCAUUGAGCUAAAAGUGUUUAAGGAUCCCCUUAAUGUGAGAGCUGGCCAGGAGCUACGACUGUGGUACGGUGAAGAUUUGACCAACUGGACCGAGCAUGACAACGGGGGAAGAACCUGCGCUGACGUUUUCAUCCUGUACGUCUGA